Etheostoma cragini (Arkansas darter) is the source of this 1750-nucleotide messenger RNA. RefSeq names its product transmembrane protein 275. The transcript has 2 exons. The record is from RefSeq and is a predicted model, not a curated record. NCBI's taxonomy places the organism in Eukaryota, Metazoa, Chordata, Actinopteri, Perciformes, Percidae. Bases 130 to 744 code for a protein of 204 amino acids.
UCGACAUAAUGGACAAAGAUGUUUCCUGGCUGUGAACGUAUUUAAACAUUGCCAUGGGGAAGAGUUUGGACUGAAAGACAGAGAGAUUUGAUAACAUAGUGGAAGAGACAGAAGCCUGGAGGUGAAGACAUGGUCAUCACUGAUAGAAACACCGCUACCCCUGUACCUAAAAAGGAGCCUCAGAAGAAGACGGGGAGGAAGUCUCGCCCUCAUGGCCUGCCCUCUCCGGCACUCUGCUGUGCCUGUGGCCUAUGCAUCAUGCUGGCUGGACUCAACAUCACCCUGGUUGGAGCGUUCGCCUUCAGCACACUGGUGCCUUCUGCCAAUCCCCCGAUCAUCAUCGGACCUAUCCUCCUGCUGGUGGCCUUUUCCUUUUUCGGGGCCUGUUGCGUGUGUAGCCGCCUCCCCCCUCCCCACAGCUCACGGAGGUCUAAGGUGGGCAGCAGAGGUGCAGGGCUGAUGGGACAUGGCGGGCUGGCCGGUGGGGCAACGUUUGAAAUAGAGACCAGCGAGCACACACUGCAGGAUACUACAGCUGUGCAGCUAAGCCCCACAUCCUCCCCUGGAUCCUCCCAGGCAUCCAGCCCAGAAAAGGAGCCUCCUGACGUGGCCCUACCAGGACACUGCAAUCUUUUCACCAUGGAGACCAACGGCCCUUCUGUUUCCGCCACCGCAGUCUACUCAGCCUCCACAGAAGCAGGAGGGGAGGUGAAGCUCAACCUGCCACGUGAAGAAGUCGCCUAGCAAAGCAGAAUCUCUUCCAAUACCGGAGUGAUACCAGUGUAAAUAUCCUUCUGGGUAGAGGGCUUGCUGAGUGUGAUUGUGUCCUCUAUUUUAUGUAGUGCCAUAUUUCUGGUUGUGAACAGUUUGCUUUGGAUUUUCUUGUUGUGCAGCCAACUGGUAAUUAGCAUGCAAAGUUGAUGAAACAUCCAAGUGUUUGUGGAUCAUAGGUUUUGGAAGUCAAAUUCCUACCUCUCUUGUGCGGUUUUUUUUCCUACAGGUCUUUGGUUUUAAAGUAGGGCAUUAUGAACAGUUUUCGUUUAGAAAUAUAAUAAAAAGUGUCGGAAACCAUAAACAUUUAUAUUCCACUGUUACUCUGAUUUGUUGUAGCCUCAGUGGUCGGCAGUGAUUUCAGAGAGCUGGAUUGAAAAAUGUGAUUGUCUAUUUUUUUCUGAAAACUUAAAGAUCAUAUGUGAAAGGUCAACAGUGAACUGUGCAGGUACAUUUGUGGUGACGUCUGGCAUUUUGUGUGUCAUUCUCAGUGGUGAACCUGUUUUGGGGGCAUUAGAUAUUAUAGGUCAUAGGGGUCCCAAAGCAAUAUCCUCUCACUUAACAUUACAGUCUCCGGAUUUAUAGUUCUUUUUACAAGUAAGUGAUAACACACUGCUUGUCAGCCCAUACAUUUGUAAUGAACAACAGUGCACAUAGAAUAGUGUGUUGCAGUAAAAUAACAUGUAACUGUGUACAAGUGUUACCUGUAGUUUGUCAAACAGCUGUCAUCACACCAAUAUUUAUACUGUGAAUAUGUUUCUCAGUGCAUUGCUUUCUGAUUUCACAUGAAAGCAAUGCAACUCUUGUUUUUUCAGUUUCAUUUUUUUUUUUUCCAAACUUUAUCUUGAUUUUUCCUGUCAAAGUUUGAAUAGGUAGGCUACAAAAUCACAAGUAACAUUUCACAUUGCCACCCCCAUGCAUACCAGGGCCAACGUACAUAAAUACGUACAUCAGACAGACAUACAUACAUACAUACAUA